This is a messenger RNA of Bradysia coprophila, 1571 nucleotides long. RefSeq lists its product as uncharacterized. Lineage: Eukaryota; Metazoa; Arthropoda; Insecta; Diptera; Sciaridae. The record is from RefSeq and is a predicted model, not a curated record.
UAAACAGGAAUGGUGUAAACAGGAAAUUGUUAUACGAUGAAAAUUACGGAUUUGAAUUUCGAUUGUUUGGAGAGUUGUCUUCAACAUUUAAAUAUCGAAGAACUGUUGAACGUUGCGGAUUGUAAUAAAGAGCUCAGACAUGUAGCCAUAUAUUUAAUAGCACGGACGUUUAAGGGCCGCCAAGUGACGAUAGAAUUUAGCAGGGUGUUUGGAAAUAGAAGUUUUCUAUUGACAAUUGAUGAUAAUUUGUGGAUGGGCAGUUUAAGCCUACAGUUUUUACGCUGUUGUGGUGAUCUGGUUUCCGGAUUAAAAAUCACAUGGUCAAAACCAAAUAUUGUUAAUCGUGACCUGAUUAUCAAAUACAUAAAUGAAUAUUGUCCUGAGUUCUUAACGAAAAUGGAAUUUUCCUAUUGCAAGGAAGGCAGCUUGAAGGGACUAACAAAGCCAUUCAAGAAAGUCGAAAAACUAAAAAUGAUUGACACAUUUCCACCUGAAAAGAAAUUAAGUGAAUUGUUCCCAAAUUUGCGUGAAUUUAGGUAUCAAGGGUGGGAUUGCAAUCUUAUUCCCAAUGAAAUAAUAUUUACGGAUCACUUCCCUUUGUUGGAACAUCUAACGAUUUUCGUGCAAGAUUGGGGAAAAUAUUAUGAAAAUGUGGAAAUUCUUUUGCGAUCCCAUCCUCAGUUGAAAAGUUUAAAAGGUAACAUACGGUUGGAUGUUGUCGUUGGAUCGAAAAACAAUUUAUAUGCAAACGAACAUCUUCAAAACUUGGAAAAAUUGCAUCUGAGUCUGAAAGAGAAACAUUUUGUACAAACCAUAGAGGAGAGAAUUCAGAUAAAAAAUCUAAGGGAGCUCGUUCUUCACUUUGAAGGACGAGUAUUUAAUAGACCUACGAUCAUACCACUUACAAGUGAUAAACUUGAAUCAUUAGAAAUCAAGUAUUUUUCUCAUUUAAAGGAUACCAGUAUUCUCACCAACUCACUGAUAGCCAAUUAUCCGAGCAUUAAAAAAUUCACAUUAAAGUCAAGGCGAAUAAUGAAUGACUUGGAAAUAUCAAAAUUAUUACCGUUACUGAAAGAAAUCGAUUUUUUAUGGUAUAACAAUUGUUUCACCGUCGAUGAAGUAGUUAGUUUCGUUAAAGAGUUUCGCUCAUUGAAGAAAUUUCAAUUUAAAUCUCUACCAGAAAUAUCUUUGAAGAAUCUCAUAGCACAUUUGGGAAGUGCUUGGUCGGUGUCAUUUAAACUAUAUAAUAAGUCUCCUAUAAGAGAAGAAGAGUUUCUUGGAAUUACAAUAGAACUCGCUACACUUAUUAGAACCUAGGACACUAUUAAUUUUAUACAAUUUUAUUAUUUUGCACAUUCCGCUAAGAAGUGGAAAACACACUUUGUGCACAAUGUGCUAACUGUUAUUUUCCCAUACGGUUAUUAUAAAGCGCGAGUUAUUAAAUUCGAAUUGUCAGUUAUGAGAAAAUCAGGUAUCAGAAAAAAUAAUGAAUUUGUCAGUUAAAAAAAUUAUUUUGUCAGUAAAUAAAUUAAUUUGCGUAAAUUAAAAGACAAUUCAAACGCGAGGUAAAA